CACUACCCUUCACACCCAUUUCCUCUGUUUGGUGGAUUGGUGGAUUGGUUGAUCGAUUGAUUGCCUUCUGCGUUCUAUUCCUACAGAGGAUUGGUUAUAAUCGCCCAACGAGUGCUGUCGCUAUCGUCGUUCGACUACCGAUAGUCUCUUUUCCUCGCUUGAACGAAGCGCACUUUCAUUGCUUGAUACAUUGAAAAGUCGCAAUCCCGCUUUGUGCGUCGGUUGAAACGAGCGCUUCGUGAUUAGGGGUGACGAUGAAAGAGUUGGAGGACAACGUGCCGAUUGUUGUGUUGGAGGAUCCAACGUUUGGCUUAUUGUCGUCUUUCCUGCGUUUGCGAUGGUGUUGGCCCGGCAACGAAGAAUUUGGACCGGAACGACCUCUCCGAACGACAUCGAUCAGUCACGACCUCGAUGCCAUAGUCUUUUCGAGUCGGGAACACGGAUCGGAGUCGCGCAACGACGAUUGCUACCGGAAUUCGAGCGUUACGAGCUCGACCUCGAACACACACUUUCAACGCAUUCACAGUAGUCCUACGCAAACCAGUCGCCGUUCGUUUUCCGCUUCACCGCAACGCGAACAAUAUCAGCGAACGAAACAGGUGCACCCAUACCCAACCAAUAACGAGUCGGAGGGCCUUUUCAUUCCUUCCCCUCUACACUCCACCAUGUCUCCAAUCAUGCUCAAGUCAAUACGACGAGCGCAAUCCGUGGAUACGGCCGCGGAUGUCAACAUUCCGAAAGACCCUUCCGCUCGGAAGACAUUGACAUCCUCUUCGGUAGUAGGUACUCACAGUCAGCGUGCAAACAACAAGGUAAUCAUGUCGGAUCGACCGCGACGAAUACAACGAACCGCUACCGCACCGGGAAGCUCGCUCACGUCACAAGGUACCGCCUUGCCAAGUACACUGCCGUUGCAGCAGACACGACCCCCCUUGCCUCGCAACAGUACCGUAACAACGAAUACCGCCGGUCAUUCGAAUCCAGUCGUUGCUGCGAGGUGCAGGUUGCCUUCCGAAUUCUCCAAAGCCAGUAUGAAUACUACCAAUAGUCUCCACCGCCGGCAAGCCCACGAAUCGUUUCAGUUCUCGGUCUCGACAAUUCACCUCAUCAUGGAACCAGCAAAACCCGAACUCCCACCGGUCUUUAUCGACUUUGAUGGAGUAAGUCCAAAUCUUUGUGAAUUGGAUCGCUGUGCGACUUUUAGUACCUUUGGAGAUGAGGACGAUCCGCAGAACGACGAAUCUAGUUUGUUGCUAUCCACGGACGAAGAAGCCGAGGCGGACGAACGCCAACGCGAGUCGGGAUACAUUUCCCCAUCGGAAGACGAACUUUCACCCAAAACAGUCAUAUCGGGUCCCCCCCCACCGGAAUCUUGGAUGCUGAAUUGGGCAGAACAAAAGAAUUCCCAAUUGUCGGAAUUAUCCAGCCUGCCCGAACCCGUUACUAAAUCUGCACACAAUGGACCGGUAUACUUACCGCACAAUGAUGCUUUGGAUUCGGUGGAAUCCUCCAGUAUUCUUGUUUCGGGAUGGGCAGCCAUUUCCUUGUCGGACAGCCUCCGUACUAAACUGGCUACCGCGGAACGACGACCUAGUCUGGAACGCUCAGAGAUCCAGUAUUUUCAGUUGUGCCGACAGUCGGACAAAACCCAUUGUCUCAAAAUUCACGGUGACGAUGAGUACCUUCAAACUAUUCAACUUUCGCCGUCGUGUCAAGUCAUUUCGCAGGAAGUUUGCAGUCGUUCCGGUAAGCUUGUUCUUGUCCAAGAUGCCUGGACGCGCCGGGUACUGUGCUCCAUCCUUCCGGUUUCUUUGCCUCCCCACUUUUUCACCAACGAUGGGUCGUUAGUGCCACAGCGGCACUUUUCCAUGCUGGCUUCCACCGCUUUUACACCCUUUUACAACGGAACGUACGGGUCCGCCAACACACAAGACAUGGAAUGGGGGGAAGACCUGUGCCUACGCAAAUACGCGCCGGACGAACAGCACGACGCAGCCACGCACGUCCUGUUUGCCUUGGACGCGGCCAUUCGACAGCAACGCAGCUCGUCUGGUCAGCGCUGAAGAUAGCAAGAUUGACUGUCAUCUUACUCUCUUGCGAACGGGGAAUCGCAAGAACCAUGCCUACAAUAUCCAUCACACACAAAAGAUGAACGUCUUUUCAAAGUAAACUAGUACAAAUAAAACUUUAGAAAGAUCUAUAAUCACUU
This is a messenger RNA of Phaeodactylum tricornutum CCAP 1055/1, 2209 nucleotides long. RefSeq lists its product with no specific name. Bases 255 to 2063 code for a protein of 602 amino acids. Lineage: Eukaryota; Bacillariophyta; Bacillariophyceae; Surirellales; Neidiaceae. The record is from RefSeq and is a predicted model, not a curated record. The transcript has a single exon.